GAAUUUCAGUGGGUAUCAGUAUCUCUGUGAGGAUAAGGGUUAUGAAUCAUGCCCAUACAAUACAUAAGAAUUUUUCAUUGAAGCCCAACAAUGGAAUGUUCUGAUCAGCCCAUCAUGUUCACAGACUUUUACCAUUGUUUGAUAUGGCGCAGUUGUCAUGUGACAAAUGACACAUAUCCUCCUUCCAUUGAGGGGAGUAAAUCACCUUUAGCCAGAAAGGAUAAGUAAUGUACAGUGGAGGAGUGCUGCUGAUUGCAAUAAUUAUUCUGAAUCUAAAUCUAAAACUUUACAAUAAAAUGCAGAUACAUUUAGUGGAGUAACUUCUACACCAGGCCUAUUUAACUGGCAACCCGUGGGCCAAAUUCGGCCUGUUUGAAAUUUUAGUGGCCCACAUGAGGUUGACAGUUGCCUUGGGGGCUUGAGUGCUCUUCACCGAGCACAUUUUGUGUUUGUUCGCACUGUUUUUCAAUUGUUUUCCUAUGUAAACUUGUGCUAAUGGAUGAUGUGCCAUGUCUUGAUGAUUUUAAAAUGUCUCGUGCAGGAGCACUUUGUUUUAGAUGCUUUUAGAGGUUGUGUUUUCUGUUGUUUUGACGGAAGGGGAAGAUUAAAGAUCUAAAAUCAUGGAUGAUUGACAAGAGUGAGUUUGGAGAAACAGAAAAGUUCUAUUCAUUCAUUUGGUCAUGGAAUUCAAUUUGAAAAUUCAAACGUUUAAAUCGUUGCAUCUUUAAUAAACUUUUUAGUUUGUUACUUUUUUCCUCCCCUUUUCUUCUCCAAUUUGGAAUGCACAAUUCCCAAUGCUUUAAAUCCUUGUGUUGGCGUAGAGACUCGCCUCAAUCUGGGUUUCGGAGAAUGAAUCUCAGUUGCCUCCGCGUUUGAGAUGUCAAUCUGUGUGCAUCUUAACGUUAUCUCAAGUUACCUGUAUUUAGUUUUUUCCAGAAUGUCCUGCUAGGUGGAAAUUUUGCUAAUUUAUAUAUUGAACAAAUAUUAUAUGCCUAGUAUAACAGAAUAUCUGUAGAUAGAAGCUUUAUAAUUUAUUUAUUAACAAAAUAUCCUUUCUUGGCCCAUGUACCCCUAAGAUUUUUUCCAUCUGGCCAACUUGUCAAUAAAGUUGAAUAGCCCUGUUCUACAUGUUUGUUCUAUGCCGGAAAUGAAUUAUAGCUAAAAUUGUGUGACUUGUUUAGCUAUUAUUACUAGGUAGUUUGCUAGUACUUCUCGGAGAGCUCUGACUUAAUAUUUUCAUCUGGCAAAUUAAAAAAUGGUUAGAAAAAUACCAUAAAAUACGUUUGAAAAAAGGACUUGAACCAUAUGGUGUCAGAAUGGGGUUCGAACCGUGGUGAAGAGCUCUUCUCAUUUGUGCCAGUAAAAGCAAACAACCUAGAAACCACCCAGAAUACCCCACUAAUCAUUAGGGAUGUGCAUGGUAACCAUUUGUAAUAUUUGGUUAAGCGUGAGGGUUCACGUACCAUCAUUAGGUGGGAGUUGGGACUCUGGAAUGAAAAACACUUAUUGCAAUGGGAUAUGCAUAAAACACUACUCAAAAUAGCAUGGAAUAAAUUCCACAGUGAGCCAUGAUCUUAAAUACCACAAUACAUAGAUCUUCAAAUAAUAAAAUCACUCGCAUUGAAGUCAAACAGAAAUAAUACAACUUUUACUGUCUACAACAUAGCCUUAGUUUUAACCAACUUAAAUACAUAAUUUAAAGGGAUAGUGUGCCCAAAAAUUCUCUCAUCAUUUACUCACCCUCAUACCAUCCCAGACGUGUAUGACUUUCUUUUGCUGAACACAAACAAACAUUUAAGAAGAAUAGCUCAGCUCUGUAGGUCCACACAAUGUAAGUAAAGUGACCAGAACUCCAAAAGGAGUGAAAGUAAACCAUAAGACUCCAGUGAUUUAAUCAAUGUCUUCUGAAAUUAUCCAGUUGGUUUUGGGUGAGCGAAAGACAAAAUGAUAACUUCUUUUUCAUUAUAAAACUACACAUCAGUCUCCUUGGCGAUCAUGAUUUCAAGUUUGAUUCCACUUCCUAUAGAACCAUCUUGUGCUCUGUGCAUUCGUCAAGCGCUAGCAAGUGUAAUCAAGCUUGAAAUCAUGAUAAGGCCUAGAGACUGCAAUGGCAAAAUGUACUGUGAAAAAGGAGUUAAAUGUUUUGGUCUGUUCUCAACCAAAACCAACUGGAUUGCUUCAGAAGACAUGAUUAAACCACCUGACCCUGGCACAAAACCUGAUGGUCGGGAUCAGAUUGGGUUGAAGACCUCUAUUAUAUGUGUCGAACAACCGAAUAGUGAUUUUGGUAUUCAAAUACAGGGACGUUGAAUGGUUAACAGAAUAAUGACUAUCCAUGCACAUCCCUAGUAAUCAUCUGGCUACACUCUGGCAACACAUAGAUCAAUAUGCUAAAGACUACUCAGAACACCUUGGUAACAGCAUUAUGGUGGCGAGCAAGCACCACUCACAUUUUCUUAAUACUUUUUUUAAUCAUUAAUCAAUGCUCUGUUGGUGUUUCAGCGCCACAUGUUAUUUUGGCUCUGCUGUUUUUUGCUCAUUAUUUUUAUUGUAUUUUUUUGGACAGACACUUUGUUGCUGCAGUUAUGGCACAAUCUAGUGAUGCAGUCAGCUGGUCAGUAAUGAAAUUGCGGCUAAUUUCCUUCCAGCACUUCCCUCGUUCUCAAGAAGUUUCUGCAGAGCGACUGGCCCGGGCAGGGUUUUAUUACACAGGAGAAGCAGACAGAGUGCGCUGUUUUAGUUGCAAUGCUACAGUGGAGGACUGGAAAAGUGGGGAUGCCCCAUUGCAGAGGCAUCAGCUAGCAUCUCCUGCCUGCUCAUUCCUCAGUUGUGCUCACGGCUUGAAUGUUCUGAAUGACUUGUCCAGUGACUGUGCUUAUAACGAAGAGGCAGAAUCCAGGGAGUUCCUCCUCCGCACGGGAGAGGUGGUGGACGAGACCAUAUAUCCCAAUGUGCCACACAUGAGGAGUGAGGAAGCUCGGCUGAGAACUUUCAGUAACUGGCCCGCAAACUCUCCAGUCCAGCCCUGCGAUCUGGCCGAAGCAGGGCUGUAUUACCUUGAGAGGGAUGACAUUGUGCAGUGUUUCUGUUGUGGGGGGAUGCUUUCAGGAUGGGAGAGGGGCGAUGAUGCCUGGGGUGAACAUGCAAAGUACUACCGAAAUUGCUCCUUUAUCUUAGGCCAUGAUGUGGGCAACGUGCCACUGUCAACACCCAGACCCAGGGUGAAUGGUGACAGGGCCUCUCUUGAGACUUUUGAGGGGCGCCUUAAUAGUUUCAGUAGCAGAAAACACCACAUAGACCACAACAGACUGGCCCGAGCUGGCUUCUACAGUACAGGAGACAGAGACAAAGUGAUCUGCUUUAAGUGUGGAGGAGGAGUGAAGGACUGGAUGCCUGAUGAGGAUCCUUGGGAGGAGCAUGCCAGGCACUAUCCAGGCUGCAGUUUCCUUUUGGAAGAAAAAGGAAAAGAAUAUGUCAGCCAUGUGCAACUGAGAUAUCCUAUAGGACAGCAUUCAAGGUCAAGUCAGAAUGGCUUUUCAAGUCAAGAGGGAGCCAAGCAGUCAGAGAUUGCACAAAAGGCUGUUGAAAUGGGUUUUGACCCAAUCGAAGUGGAGAAAACCAUUCUGCAGAAGAUACGUCAGAACAGUGAAGGUUAUACCUCAAUAGAAGCACUUAUUGAAGACCUCAGUGGACAGGAGAAUGAUUCUGAUGUACCUAAAAAACCAGAGGACCCUAUGAAGAAACUUGAGAAACUCCAGAGGGAGAAGCUCUGUAAAGUCUGCAUGGACAGUGACAUUGGCAUCGUCUUCAUUCCCUGUGGACACUUGGUUACUUGUCAAAAGUGCUCUGAUUCUCUAGACAAGUGUCCCAUCUGCUUUGCCACCAUCACACAGAAGAUAAAGACCUACAAUGCCUAAAAAAACAAAUGAACCAAAACUCCAAAUGAAACCCUGAUAUCAUUGAAUGUGUCGAAUACUAAUCAUUCCUUAAAUUUAUUUUGUGUAUUUGAUUUAAGCUAAUUGUGAAUAUAUGUAUGCUCCAUAUCCACAGAUGUACUAACUUUUUGUAAAAUCAUGUAUUUUUUCGUUGAGGCUAAAAAUAACAAGUUGUACAUUGUCACAUGUUUGUUUUUGUGUAGGGGCACACUACAUAAUUUAACUUGUAUUGUAUUGUAUUGCAGAUGAAAUAAUUUUUUUACCUCCUCUCCACCCCCCAAAAGUUACCUUGGAACAAAAAAAUCUUUAGCUGCUUCACUCAAAUACAGAGGAAUACUCAAUGAUGUUCACCACAGUGCCUUUUUCUAGACUUAUUUUUAUGACUAUUGGCAUCCUGUUUAAUGAUUUGACAUAAUCAUGAACUAUAAUAUAUAUUAUGCAAUGUUUGCUCUUUCAUCCAUUUAUUAUAGAACGAUAAUUGCUUGAGAUUUGUAUUAAUGUUUAAGGCGGAUUAAACGUUACAGGUCAAAACUGGGUUCCUCUUAAUUAAAAUUUUCUAGUAUCAUAACACCUGUAGGAUGUUUUAAGCUGUAUAAACAUGGCAAUAAAAGUAGAAU
Xyrauchen texanus (razorback sucker) is the source of this 4552-nucleotide messenger RNA. Its product is annotated as E3 ubiquitin-protein ligase XIAP-like. The coding region runs from base 2388 to 3917 and encodes 509 amino acids. Gene Ontology annotation, biological process: positive regulation of protein ubiquitination; negative regulation of apoptotic process; regulation of cell cycle. The record is from RefSeq and is a predicted model, not a curated record. The transcript is spliced from 6 exons. Gene Ontology annotation, cellular component: cytoplasm; nucleus. Gene Ontology annotation, molecular function: cysteine-type endopeptidase inhibitor activity involved in apoptotic process; ubiquitin protein ligase activity. Lineage: Eukaryota; Metazoa; Chordata; Actinopteri; Cypriniformes; Catostomidae.